GAGACCAUUGAUCUACUAGAGAUCUACACGGAAGAUGAAGACAGUAAGUAUGGAGAUGUUAGCGACGGGUCAAUGGCUUUCUGGGCCGACCCCUCUCCUCUGAGAAAGGGCUUGAUUCAUCAGGAGGGUAUGAACCCGUUCCUUGUUUUCGGACCGCCCGUACCUCUCGACAUGGAGCAAGUGUUCGGGAAGAGCAAGAGCCAGCUCCCUAACUUCCAUCGGAGGACAUCGAGCGCCGACUGGACCAGCGCAGACAGACUAACAGACGGGGAAAUGUAG
Messenger RNA from Microdochium trichocladiopsis, 279 nucleotides. RefSeq lists its product as uncharacterized. The record is from RefSeq and is a predicted model, not a curated record. The transcript has a single exon. NCBI's taxonomy places the organism in Eukaryota, Fungi, Ascomycota, Sordariomycetes, Xylariales, Microdochiaceae. The annotation marks the transcript as partial.